UAUGCUUGACUAGUUGGUGCGGUUAGUGUUAGCUGACAGGUCCGCAAAUCGUUUACGCUAGACAGAUCACCGUAAUUUAUCUGUAAUUACAUACGUAAUAUUGCAAUUUGUCUUAUUUUGAGUGGCCAGUUUAAAAAAAAAACACCAUUCAAGAUGUGUGCGAAAAUGGCUUUUCAACACCAAGCCGGAACAGCGAUGGAAUGCUUGAGUAUUCCUAUAACACUCCAUAAAGAGGCAGAAAUCGAUGCCAAUGGAGAGGAAGUGAUGAAAUGUGGAUUCAAAAUAGGUGGAGGGAUCGACCAAGAUUUUAGAAAAAGUCCCCAAGGCUAUACAGAUAAUGGGAUCUAUGUUACUGAAGUCCACGAAGGUUCACCAGCAGCAAAAUCAGGGUUGAGAAUGCAUGACAAAAUUCUCCAAUGUAAUGGGUAUGAUUUUACAAUGGUAACCCAUAAAAAGGCCGUUGGAUACAUUAGAAAGCAUCCUGUUUUAAAUUUAUUGGUGGCUCGUAAAGGGGUGACUAGCACUUAAGAUAUGCUAGUUCAAUGAUUAUUGAUUAAGAUGAACCACCUGUUUAAAAAUGGUUCAUUUAUUUUGUUCACAGAAGUGUUAGCAAUGCCAAUUUGCAAUUAUAGCAUAUCGUUGAGAGGAAUAAUACGCUUUGAUAUAACAAUGAAAAUAUUUACAGUUCAGUAUUUAAAGUCUAAAGACAAUCUAAAUGUUCAGCUAUCGACAAUCCCAACAUGAUUAGUUAUCAGACUCGCGAUUGUGACAUUUGUUUCAUCUGUUGUAAUGUUCGAAGUUGUCAUGUGUAAAAUAUCUUGUCAACGAGUUUCAUCCUCGCGUGAAACAGGUGAUCAAGAUGAAUUGGUGAAAGAAAACCCAUGGUUAUGUUUUAAAAUAACAGAGGGAUGUGUGGAUCGCAAUCGAUUAUUAAAUUAUACCUGCGGGCAAGGUAUAUUUAAUGUACUACAAAGAAUCAAAUGCGUUGUUGUCUCUCUCUGAAAUUUUAUAAAUAUUGAAUAGGGGUCAACUGUUUGGUAUUGCUAACUCAAAACUUAAAGUAUAUAUUAUACACUACUUUUGAAGCAGGUGGCAAAUGAUAUAUAAACAUCCUACCUCCCUUCGUGUCAUACGCAAAACACCCAAAUAGAUACUAAAUAGUAUAUGCAGGUUUGACCGAACCUUUGAGUUAAAUAUAUAUAGUUAUCAUACGUACCUGCUUGUAAAAUGUUAGGAUAUUAUUAUGUUAUUGCUAGAUUUUCGUUAUUUAUUAUCGAUGUAACGACAAUUCUACAAAGUAGAGUAGAAGAUCGAUCGGGAAACGAAAUUCAUUAUUAUGAAGGAUCAUGACACUAUCAAAAGACAGUUCUGAACAAACAAAGAUAUUGAAAUACCAAUGAAGUGAGUCAAAGAGAAACUCGUUAACUCGAUCUUUAUUUUGUCAAAAAGGCAGUUGACUGUAUAAUGCAUUCACCUAUGCUAACUUGGUUGAAUGACACUACAUCUACCCCCAAUAUGGAGCGCCAUCAAUUUUAUUUGUAUAUUUUGUAUCUAGAUUUGUGAAACACAUCUCUGAAUUUACAAUUCUGAUUACUCAGUUUAGAUAUGAUGUCCAUUUUACAUCAUAUUACCAAAGAAAGUUUUACAUUUAUUUUUUAAUUUUUUUUUUUAGUAAAAAAUAAUUAUAAACUCGAACAAAAUAUGUUUUAAACAUGGAGUUGGAUGAAACCAAGUGUUUUAAUUUAUAUAAAACACUGGUACCUUUUUAUAAUCCCAUUUUGAUAACACAAAUGAAUUUUUACAAUUUUGGGAGAUCAUCAUUUACAGCUUAUUACAAUUAAAUAAACAUUCUUCAGUAACUAUAAAUGCGAAAUCAGGAGAGAUAAGGAUGCAAGUAUAACUUGAUCCCCGGCUUGGUAAUUAAGUUUUGCCUGAAUGAGUCAUUUCAAAACAGUCUCAGCAGAGCAAAAUCUAAUUUUGCAGAAGAAUCGAAAAAUCCAUUUGUCUUCAGAAUAUAAUUUGUCUAGAGCAAAGGCACGACUUAUUCGAAAUGACUGACAGAAUUCAAAACAUGUACAAUUUUUUGAGGAACCAUCAAUCAGUGUCAAGUUUUUAUGCAAUGAUAUGAUUUCAGAUAUAUUUAUAACUGAGACAUCCAGUUUCAUAAUUUUUGUAAUAGACUAGAGGAUCACAAACGAUUAGGUAUCACUCUGGAACAUUCUGAGUGAGUUACGAUAAUAGUAUUUGUGAUAAGCAUCCAUUGACUUCGCACAAUCUUUGGUAUUUACAAGGUUUAUAUAAAAUAAAUAUAUGUGAUAAAUAUAAUUAACUCACAAAUAA
This is a messenger RNA of Athalia rosae (coleseed sawfly), 2340 nucleotides long. Its product is annotated as tax1-binding protein 3 homolog. NCBI's taxonomy places the organism in Eukaryota, Metazoa, Arthropoda, Insecta, Hymenoptera, Athaliidae. Gene Ontology annotation, cellular component: postsynaptic density; postsynaptic membrane; adherens junction. Gene Ontology annotation, biological process: neurotransmitter receptor transport postsynaptic membrane to endosome; neurotransmitter receptor transport, endosome to postsynaptic membrane. The transcript is spliced from 3 exons. The coding region runs from base 154 to 528 and encodes 124 amino acids. The record is from RefSeq and is a predicted model, not a curated record. Gene Ontology annotation, molecular function: protein binding.